Dermacentor albipictus is the source of this 1779-nucleotide messenger RNA. RefSeq lists its product as uncharacterized. The record is from RefSeq and is a predicted model, not a curated record. Lineage: Eukaryota; Metazoa; Arthropoda; Arachnida; Ixodida; Ixodidae.
UUUGUGGCGCUGCAGCUCGUUUCCUAGGGCGCAGAAAGCACGAUAACGUGACACUUAUUCCCGAGAAGCGUAUGUGGGCUACCUGAAAACGAAGACGAACUUCGCAUCGAGUUAUCCUCAGUAGGAAGACCCUCGCCAACUUGCCGCAGAGCGUGAUCAACCUUUGUCGACAUCCACUUCCCGAUUACGACAGAACUUUUCGCAAGCGGAACACCAAUGGCCGAGGUGCGUGCAACUGCGUUACGCGACGCUGGAGCACCGGUCCACAAGAAAGCAUGCCCCGCGGAGGAACCAACGUCCUUUCUAAAGGAAAUCGACGGACGUCGCCAGCUCGGCACCAAGGUCACAAGAGAAGACUCCAAGAAGAAGAAACAAAGUGCGUCUGUUAAGCCACGCCAAGUACACCAUCCAGUGGCGCGAAGGCCAGCCGGAACCAACCUCGGCCAUCCUUCGAGAGUGGUCGUGGACAGACCGCUCAGCGGCGGCUCGGCAAGAAGGCGGCCCGGUGACCAAGGCUUCUCGGCGUUCUUGGAACAAUGCAAGCGCCUGCUCGUGACGGCGUCGUACCGAGGUUCGGUGAGGAACCCUCUGGACGCGCUGGGCGUCGUCUUCCUGUCGUUCCUGGCCGCCAGGUUCCCGUUGGAGCGGUAUUUCCUCCGGCGCCAGAAGUCGUCCCGCGCGGGGGUCGGCAGCGCUGCGACUGGCGCUCGGAAACCCAGGGCCAUCGAAGGCCACUCGCCCAUGUCCGACGCCGUCCUCUUGAGCGUCGACAAGGAGACCCGCAAGGCGCGCUGCACCACGGUCCAGAUAGGGCAAGGACGCCAAGCGGCCGCGACGAAGGUCGGUGAGCACGGCGCCAAGGCCUCCGACCGCGGCGGCGUCAACAAGCACCGCCAACAGCCCGAACACAAGGGAAAGUCUGUCGAAGAGUUCGUGCCGGUUCUGACGCUGCCCCAAGCUGCGGACGUGUUCCAGCAUAUGGCAGGCUUCCUGGGACCCGCCAUCUUGCAGCAGGCCGGAAAGGGAACCAGUUGCGUCCCGGGGUCGGCGGACCGCCAACAGCGAUGCCCCCGGUUCGGCCGCGGCUUCCUGGCCAUUCGACACAGCAAGUCCGUGUUCCAGACGGAAGAGUGGAAGCCACGCGGCCGCAGCUUGUACAGGCCGCUGACGAACGACAUGAUGAUCAACGCGCUCAGCGUGGACCAAUUAAGCUUCGAGAGCGGCCAGUUCUUCUUGGCCGACGGGACGGGCAACUAUGCCGGAGCUAAGAGCGGCCACGCCAUCCACUUCUGGAGGUACAACAACGUUGAGAAAAGGCUCUUCGUGUCCCAGUCUGUUUUCUUUUUAAACGAGGAAGACUACACCGGAGUCCUAGAACAACUAGAGUACAUCUAAGCCCGGCGCACGUCGCUUGCUCGAAGUCGUCACCGCAGGCACUUCAAAUGGUGUUUACACAUGUGGCCACUGUUUAGCGAAAGGACAAGUAGCGUUCUUGGUAGCGUGCUUCCUUUGCGGUGUUUCUUUUGCAAUAUCUUGAGCGUCAUGCGUCCUCAUCCGCCGCUAUUUACUGCUUUGGGCAGAUGAGAACCAAAGUGCACUUCUGCCGAUGGUCUAGGCGCGGCUGAAUUCUCGUCAGAAGUGCAUAUUAGCAAAGAAAUCUUGAAAGCUCGAAAUGGAAGGAAGGGAUGGUUUCGCACAUGGCUUCUUUUGUUCAUUAUUUUCGUGCUAUGUAACUGCCUACAUAAAUUAAAUGUUAAUAAAAUGAGCACUUGCCCAAUA